Arabidopsis thaliana (thale cress) is the source of this 1885-nucleotide messenger RNA. It is a transcript of the gene NCED6, whose product is annotated as nine-cis-epoxycarotenoid dioxygenase 6. The transcript has a single exon. Gene Ontology annotation, cellular component: chloroplast stroma. Gene Ontology annotation, molecular function: 9-cis-epoxycarotenoid dioxygenase activity; oxidoreductase activity, acting on single donors with incorporation of molecular oxygen, incorporation of two atoms of oxygen. NCBI's taxonomy places the organism in Eukaryota, Viridiplantae, Streptophyta, Magnoliopsida, Brassicales, Brassicaceae. The coding region runs from base 21 to 1754 and encodes 577 amino acids. The record is from RefSeq and is marked reviewed.
GUCGCUCACAAGUCACCACCAUGCAACACUCUCUUCGUUCUGAUCUUCUUCCGACGAAGACUUCUCCUCGUUCUCAUUUACUUCCACAACCCAAAAAUGCAAAUAUUUCUCGACGAAUUCUCAUUAACCCUUUCAAGAUACCGACACUUCCUGAUCUCACUUCUCCGGUUCCGUCACCGGUUAAGCUCAAACCAACGUAUCCAAACUUAAACCUUCUUCAGAAGCUAGCGGCUACGAUGCUCGACAAGAUUGAGUCCUCUAUCGUUAUUCCUAUGGAGCAGAAUCGCCCGCUUCCUAAACCGACCGACCCGGCGGUUCAAUUAUCAGGUAACUUCGCUCCGGUUAAUGAAUGUCCGGUUCAGAACGGUUUAGAAGUGGUUGGUCAGAUUCCUUCUUGUCUAAAAGGAGUUUACAUCCGUAACGGUGCAAACCCUAUGUUUCCGCCGUUAGCCGGACAUCAUUUAUUUGACGGUGACGGAAUGAUUCACGCCGUUAGUAUCGGUUUUGAUAACCAGGUUAGUUACAGCUGCCGGUACACUAAAACAAACCGGCUUGUUCAAGAAACCGCGCUUGGACGAUCGGUUUUCCCUAAACCAAUCGGCGAGCUUCACGGCCAUUCCGGUCUAGCUCGACUCGCUCUCUUCACGGCUCGAGCUGGGAUCGGUCUAGUGGACGGGACACGUGGCAUGGGCGUAGCUAACGCCGGUGUGGUUUUCUUUAACGGCAGGUUAUUAGCCAUGUCAGAAGAUGAUCUUCCUUACCAAGUGAAGAUCGACGGUCAAGGAGAUCUUGAGACGAUCGGACGGUUCGGAUUCGAUGACCAGAUUGACUCUUCAGUGAUAGCGCAUCCUAAGGUGGACGCGACCACAGGAGAUCUCCAUACACUGAGCUACAACGUUUUGAAGAAACCUCAUCUCAGGUAUCUUAAAUUCAACACGUGCGGGAAAAAGACACGUGACGUGGAGAUCACGCUCCCUGAACCAACGAUGAUUCAUGAUUUCGCGAUAACCGAGAAUUUUGUCGUUAUACCGGAUCAGCAAAUGGUAUUCAAAUUAUCCGAAAUGAUUCGGGGCGGGUCACCCGUUAUCUACGUUAAAGAAAAAAUGGCGAGAUUUGGAGUUUUGUCAAAGCAGGAUCUGACCGGGUCGGAUAUAAAUUGGGUUGAUGUACCGGAUUGUUUCUGUUUCCAUCUAUGGAAUGCGUGGGAAGAGAGAACCGAAGAGGGAGACCCAGUUAUCGUCGUAAUCGGGUCAUGUAUGAGCCCACCCGACACGAUCUUUAGUGAAUCAGGAGAACCAACCCGGGUUGAAUUAAGUGAGAUCCGGUUAAACAUGCGUACAAAAGAAUCGAACCGUAAGGUUAUCGUAACCGGAGUGAAUUUAGAAGCGGGUCACAUAAACCGUAGUUACGUGGGCCGGAAAAGCCAGUUCGUUUACAUAGCAAUAGCCGAUCCUUGGCCCAAAUGCAGUGGCAUUGCGAAGGUAGAUAUACAAAACGGCACCGUUUCAGAGUUUAAUUACGGACCGAGCCGGUUCGGUGGAGAACCGUGCUUUGUACCGGAGGGAGAAGGAGAAGAAGACAAAGGUUAUGUAAUGGGGUUUGUGAGAGACGAAGAGAAAGACGAGUCGGAGUUUGUGGUGGUCGACGCGACGGAUAUGAAGCAAGUCGCGGCGGUGCGCUUGCCGGAGAGGGUACCUUAUGGUUUCCAUGGAACGUUCGUGAGCGAGAAUCAGUUGAAGGAACAAGUUUUCUGACUUAGUAGUGUGUAUAUUCAUAAUUAUAUGCUAUCUCCUCUUUUUAGGUUUACGUUUAAAUUGGUUAAUGUGUUGAUAUUUUUGGGUAUAAGAAAGGAGUUAUUACAUCUUCCAUAUCAUAAUUAAUAUUU